Molecule: messenger RNA, 1362 nt
Organism: Aspergillus melleus
Lineage: Eukaryota; Fungi; Ascomycota; Eurotiomycetes; Eurotiales; Aspergillaceae
Product: RNA methyltransferase
Exons: 3
Coding region: 1-1362 (453 amino acids)
Source: RefSeq, a predicted model, not a curated record
AUGAAGCACUCGAAUCCCUCCCAAAAGUCCCCUGACUUCGCCGCUCGUUCGCUGCCCUCUUCCUCCCCUGUCAAUCCCAGGAUGCGCCGUCCCAGUAACGUCAACCAUAACGUCAAGAAGCGCAAGACCUUCCACGAGCAAAGUCCGCCCGGGCAAGGUGGCCCUGCGCAAGGUGAUGUCUUCACCGAGAAGCCUUCCGCCGUCUUUGAGCCCAGCGGCGGCCGCUCUCAUACUCUGAGCGUGGCUAUUCCCGGUAGUAUCGUGGCCAACGCGAAAUCCAUAGAACAGAAGACCCUCCUCGCAGGGAUCAUUGCUCGUGCCCUCGCCGUAUUCUGCGUCGACGAAGUCGUGAUCUUCGAUGACGACGAGAACAGUGCGCAGCAUGACUUCUACGAGCAGAACGACGACUGGUACGAGUCGCCUAUAGACAAGACCAACGACCAGCUCAAUGGCAACGUCCCCUCUACCAAGGGCUAUACCGCCAAUUCGGACCCCUCGCAUUUCCUGGCGCAUCUGCUGUCCUAUCUAGAGACGCCGCCGUAUCUGCGCAAACACCUCUUCCCCAUGCAUCCGAACCUGCGUGGUGCCGGCCUGUUGCCCAGUUUGGACAUGCCGCAUCAUCUUCGUGCCAACGAAUGGUGCGAUUACCGCGAGGGUAUCGUGGUCUCGAACGCCGAUCACUACAAGGCGCGUCGUGGCAGCUACUCGGACGGCUACCCUCGUCGACGUAGCUCGACCAGCCCGACCGGCCCUCCUGCUACGAUCGUGGACACCGGUCUUUCCCAAAAAGUUGUUCUCCCGGAGAUUCAGCUUCCCGAACAUGCGCGGGUCACCGUGCGAUUUUCGCAGGACGGUUCGGAGCAGUACGCCGAGUCGGUUCAUCCGUCCGCGCCUCGUUCGGAGGCGGGUUAUUACUGGGGAUACUACGUGCGCCGGUGUCGGUCGCUGUCCUCCGUCUUCACCGAGUGUCCCUUCGAUGGUGGCUACGAUCUGUCGUUCGGGACUUCCGAGCGCGGCGCUCCCGUGCACACGGUUCUGGAAGAAGACGCCGAGGGGGGCGCAAUGCAUGAUCACGAUCACCACGCGCAACCACCGGACUACAACCAUUUGCUUCUUGUCUUUGGCGGUGUUGCAGGCAUCGAGGCUGCGAUUCGAAACGAUCCUCAACUCCGCGACAUGGCCAUCCGCCCCACCGAGGCCGGCAAGCUGUUCGAUUAUUGGGUCAACCUCCUUCCCGGCCAGGGUAGCCGCACUAUUCGCACCGAGGAGGCCGUCUGGCUGGGCCUGACGAGUCUCCGAGGCUUGGUGGAGGGUAGUCAUCGUCCUAAGAGAUCGUACAGGUACAACGGAUCCAAGGAGUAG